Molecule: messenger RNA, 732 nt
Organism: Telopea speciosissima
Lineage: Eukaryota; Viridiplantae; Streptophyta; Magnoliopsida; Proteales; Proteaceae
Exons: 3
Coding region: 1-621 (206 amino acids)
Source: RefSeq, a predicted model, not a curated record
AUGCUUGGUCCAGCUGUCAUUGUGAGUGACGAUCGGGGCCUUGUCAUCCCUCCCGCUACUGCUGCCAGUGGUUGGGACCCAGCUACGGCUGUUGCAGCAGCCUCGACUACCCUUAAGAGUUCUCGGGAGCUUAUGUGGGGUGGUGUCAUGAGAAAUCUUACCCAGAUGUACCCUAGUAGUCAGCUUCCUGAGAAGCUCGUAACCAACAUUCAGAAGCAUUUUGAUUCUUUACCCUUCAGAUAUGCUCAGUCGGGAUGUGACAUGAAAGAGGUCUUUCUUCACAUUAAAUUAAUAGAGCAGGCAGCGAUCGACGACUACCCUGCGAUUUUGAUUCAAGAAUUAUCCGAUGAGGAUACCCAAGGAUCUGUUUUAAAGCUCACAUUCGCCUGUAACUCUUCGAUUUCGUGGCUCACCUUGUCUGAAGCACUAGAUAGUGUGGUCAUUUGCUACAAGAAAAUCCAGAUCUUUGAGAAGAAGGGUUUUACUCUUGGGGUCAUUCUUGUUCUAGUUCAAUCUGGCCAAGAGAAACAAUUCAAGAUCAGGAUUCAGAGUGCCCUGAAAUCUGCCCUGAAGCCUAUACCGGCCACCAUGAAGCUCCCAUUUGGUCUCUGCGGGUGCUAGGAGGAGAAUACUAGGGGCCAAGAAAUAGUUGAGACUGACGAUGAGAAAGAUGAACAGAGUUACGGGAAUGGAGCUGUGAACUCGAACCCUAAGUUCCAGCUCCCUAAUCCA